AUGAGCGAAGAAAUUGUUUUGAACGAAAAUUUCGAUAAUAAUAAUAAUGCGAAUGCGCAACUAGCUGAAGAUGCGCCAUGUAGUGAGGAUAGUUAUGAGGAAAAGACAAGCUCAACCUUUGAUCCAACACAAAUGAGAAAUGCUAUUAUAUCUCCAACACUAUCUGCCAAGAAGCAGAUUAACAAUGACUAUGAAUCGAUUCGUAAACGGAAGCCUGUGAGAUCUCCGAGAAAAGAUCGAACAUCCACCUCCUGCAGUGACUCUUCACGAUCGUCAUCCCGGUCUUAUAAGAGAUUGCAUAAGCGUUCUCGUAGAAGUCGCAGUUGCAGCAGCUCUUCACGUGGAACAUUUGAUGGGCUGAACUUUGAUGAAGAUGAACAUAACUAUCCCUAUACAUGUUCACAUUGUAAAAAAGGUUAUCAUAAUACAAAAGAUUUAGCUUCUCACGAAGUGCGGGUUCAUUACAUACGUGCGUAUUGUGCAAUUUGUCCUAAAGUAACAAAUUCGCUUACAAAAUUAUCUUCUCAUAUGUUAUUACGUCAUCCGACGAAAGAUGUUGAAUGUCAUUAUUGUCAAAAAAACUUCGAUGCCAAAUGUGAGGAUAUGAGUCGUUCUGACUGGCACGACUUUCGAGCUCAUAUUCAGAAGGAACUGGUGAAGCGUAAAACGAUUGAACAUGAUUCGAGAGGAAACUCACGGUAUGACGACAAUGUUGCUUUUCGUGGAGUUGGCAAAUGUCCUCACGGUGCGCCUGUCAAAUGCAAGAAUUUCCCUCAUUGCCCCGGAUCUCGAUGUAUAUAUUCUCAUGGACUCUGUCGCUAUGAUUCGACAUGUAAUAAGCAGUCAUGUCCCUUUGAUCAUACUUCUCGCCCUCGCGUUUGCUUAUCCUGUGCGAAUGAUUCUCGUAGCUCUCGAAAAAAGAGAAGAGAUUAA
Molecule: messenger RNA, 933 nt
Organism: Auanema sp. JU1783
Lineage: Eukaryota; Metazoa; Nematoda; Chromadorea; Rhabditida; Rhabditidae
Source: the annotation of a GenBank genome assembly